Molecule: messenger RNA, 270 nt
Organism: Aspergillus saccharolyticus JOP 1030-1
Lineage: Eukaryota; Fungi; Ascomycota; Eurotiomycetes; Eurotiales; Aspergillaceae
Exons: 1
Coding region: 34-201 (55 amino acids)
Source: RefSeq, a predicted model, not a curated record
GCUGGAUGAUCCUGGGGCGGUGCUACCCCGAAUAUGGAGAUAGACUACCCGGCUAUGAGUUUAAGGGCUAUUUCUGUGCGUUGGUAUAUACUAGUACUAUGUAUAUCUUUGCUCUAUCCGCUGGGUUAUGGUGUCUGCUCAGAUGAUUUUGGCGGAAUUGCCCCGGUUAAAAGGGCGGUUUCCCCCCCAGGGGCCCCUUAGAAUGGCAUCAGUAAGCCGGUGUGGUGCAAUUGUGAUCAUGAUUCUGAUUCUGAAGAUGCGAAUCUGGAC